Molecule: messenger RNA, 1016 nt
Organism: Cucurbita maxima (winter squash)
Lineage: Eukaryota; Viridiplantae; Streptophyta; Magnoliopsida; Cucurbitales; Cucurbitaceae
Exons: 4
Coding region: 113-847 (244 amino acids)
Source: RefSeq, a predicted model, not a curated record
CUUUUAAUCAUGUUAUAUUCCAAAUAGCUUUUGGAUGGAUUGGACAGCUUGAAGAGAUGAAGAAAGAUAAGUGAGGCAAUAAGAGAAGGAUUCCCACCCCGCUCUGCUGGAGAUGCCCCACUUUCUUGCAUCCUGUGUCAAGAAUCGGCAUCUAAACAUAAAAGGAAGACGCAGGAAAUUUUUUUUGGAGGAGAAAAGAAGCUUUUACUUUGUUAUUACAGCUAAAUCUAAGGCAUCCCAUUUCUUGCCUGUGGUUUUUCUUCAACAUCUCUGCCGACUGACUUCCUUCCAUUUGCUUCUGAAAGAAAUGCAGAGAACUUAUGGUUUUCUUGUCUGCCUCUUGGUUAUUAUUAUGGAUGUUACGGCUGGAAUUCUUGGAAUUCAGGCUGAAAUAGCUCAAAACAAGGUGAACCAUUUGAAAAUGUGGAUUUUUGAGUGUAAAGACCCAAGCUAUAAUGCUUUUAAGCUAGGCUUGGCUGCAGCCAUACUGCUUGGCAUUGCUCACGCCAUUGCCAAUUUGAUUGGUGGGUGCAUUUAUGUUCGAUCUGCUGAAGAAUACAAAAGGUUAACUUCUACCAAGCAAAUUGCUGUGUGUUCACUCAUCUUUGCAUGGAUUGCGCUUGUGGUUGGAUUCUCAAUGCUUAUCUCGGGGGCAAUGUAUAACACAAGGUCGAGAGAAUCAUGCGGGGUUGCUCAUAAUCAUCUUCUGUCGAUUGGGGGGAUUGUGUGCUUCGUGCACGGCUUGUUUGCAGUUGCUUACUGUAUUUCUGCCACAGCAGGCAUCAGGGAUGAGAUGAAGCCGCCACAGCCACAGGGGAACCCUGCCGGAGCUACAGUCCACGUUUAGCUCUUUGAUAAACUUUACAUUGUGUUCCUUCUCAGUUCUUAAACCGUAAGAUUUAGUCAAAUUGACUGUUUUCAAUGUCUGCAUGUUGCUUCAAUUCGUAGCUAGAACCACUCCCAAAUUUGGGAACAGCUCUCUCCUUGAUAAUAUAAAAUCAUAUUCCUCUUGUUCC